AUGGUAUCUAACCUUGGCCUCCCGCCAAUCCCACCCAUCCUCCAACUUCACCGUCUCUCCACUCGUGGGGUUGAGGUUCUCUUUGUCGUGAUGACUGGUUCGAUCAUUGAGACAAUGCAGAUCUGGGGUAGCCGCCAUGAAAGCGCCGCAACGCGCCAAGUCGAGCUAGAAGCACACAGGUCGAAGGAUCAGCCACCCGAUUCUUUUGCUACCAUGCAAUGGCCUUCCUCGAUUAGGAUUCCUCAGGCUUCACAGGCGACAGGCCGGCAUGGUGGGCAAACCGAGUGGUUGGACCGGUGUUGUGCGGUGCUUCUCUCCUUUUUACACAUCCUCGCCAGCACAAGCAUUAUCUACAAAGAAUUAGGUCACGCGCGAGUAUGCACCGACUUCCAAGUCCCAGGCGAGGGUUUGACACUACAGAAGCUCCCUUUGUCUGGCCGUCGGGCUAGCAACACGCUUCUGUCAUGGUCGAUUCUCGAUUGCGGGAAUAACCAAUUUUCUGUAAAUCAAUCAGAGGAGUUGCCAAUUGAACUAACCGAUCUGCGUGCAUCCUCUGCGAUCCCCUCAAUGACGAUGCCAACAGCGAGCUUGACUUUCCUGAAUCGGCUCACCUGCAGCUUUUAUUUGUCGGGUGGCGCUUUUUGGUCUAACUGCUUUACCUUGUCGUUUUUGCCCAUUACUUCUGGUUCGGGUCCGGCUUGGAGGGAUCUUGGCAUCUGCCUUUUUGAGCCUGAUGGUGAUGACAAUGGGGAUGUGCUGAUAUUUGAAGCAUCACUUCUCGCUCGGCACACUGUUGUUGGGUACAGUCUCGAAGAAGUUAUUCCCGAGACGCAGCUUGAUGACUUGACAGCUCUGGACCGAUCUAUGAGCAGUAUUUCAGCAUCUGGACGGAAGGACUCUGGGACAGAUUGGACUGCUAAGGAACUCUAA
Colletotrichum lupini is the source of this 930-nucleotide messenger RNA. RefSeq lists its product as uncharacterized. NCBI's taxonomy places the organism in Eukaryota, Fungi, Ascomycota, Sordariomycetes, Glomerellales, Glomerellaceae. The record is from RefSeq and is a predicted model, not a curated record. The transcript has 10 exons. The coding region runs from base 1 to 930 and encodes 309 amino acids.